Molecule: messenger RNA, 698 nt
Organism: Euleptes europaea (tarantolino)
Lineage: Eukaryota; Metazoa; Chordata; Lepidosauria; Squamata; Sphaerodactylidae
Gene: MYL10
Product: myosin light chain 10
Exons: 7
Coding region: 59-559 (166 amino acids)
Cellular component (GO): mitochondrion; cytoplasm
Molecular function (GO): calcium ion binding
Source: RefSeq, a predicted model, not a curated record
GUCAUUGUGUGGGGCUGGCUCGCUGGUUGGCACAGAAGGUGAAGAACAGAUUUUCAGCAUGGCCCCCAAAAUGGCAAGGAAGAAGAAAGAAGGAGGAGGCUCCAACGUAUUUUCCAUGUUUGAUCAAAGCCAGAUCCAGGAGUUUAAAGAGGCAUUCACGAUCAUGGACCAGAAUCGAGAUGGUUUCAUCGACAAGGCAGACCUUAGAGACACCUUUGCUGCGUUAGGCCGCCUGAAUGUCAAGAAUGAAGAGUUAGAGGAGAUGAUUAAGGAAGCUCCAGGGGCCAUUAACUUCACUGUCUUCCUUACAAUGUUUGGUGAGAAGCUGAAAGGCACCGAUCCGGAAGAGAUCAUUCUGAACGCUUUUAGGGUUUUUGACCGGGAAGGAAAAGGUUAUGUAAAAGCAGACUACAUGAAAGAAAUGCUCACAACGCAGGCUGAUCGGUUCACUGAGGAAGAGGUCAAGCAGACUUUUACUGCUUUUCCUCCCGAUCCCUCUGGUAACCUUGACUACAAGAACCUUGUUUAUGUUAUUACACACGGAGAGGAGAAGGACUGAAAGACGUCAAGACAAGCUGUCAAGAGAGCAUUAUUGACCACAGCCUCUCUGGGUUAUCCAGCAGGCUCCGUUUUGAUGUGCCAUGGAGCCGAAUCCUGUAAAAUGAUCCGAAUGAGAUUAAAACCAUUAUACUAAAUGA